This is a messenger RNA of Anarrhichthys ocellatus (wolf-eel), 3494 nucleotides long. Its product is annotated as potassium voltage-gated channel subfamily D member 3-like. Gene Ontology annotation, cellular component: postsynaptic membrane; dendritic spine; voltage-gated potassium channel complex. The coding region runs from base 480 to 2456 and encodes 658 amino acids. Gene Ontology annotation, biological process: protein homooligomerization; potassium ion export across plasma membrane; action potential. Gene Ontology annotation, molecular function: protein binding; A-type (transient outward) potassium channel activity. The record is from RefSeq and is a predicted model, not a curated record. The transcript is spliced from 8 exons. Lineage: Eukaryota; Metazoa; Chordata; Actinopteri; Perciformes; Anarhichadidae.
UUUGCGCUGGAGAAAGAGGAAGCGCGCUUCGCCUCUCCAUCACAUUUCACUUUGGAAACACUGAAAACAAAGAAAGCCAGGAUGUAAAAACAACAACAAUAAAAAAAACACUAGAGGACGUCCACACAUCCCGCUACAAAUCGCUUCCCCUGAGUGUUGUGGUCCAACAGACUGGUUCAUUCUGCUCCAUCGCCCGCGUGUGUUUUUUUUUUUUUUUUGUGGUGCUCUGCUCGGUGCCGGAGUCCGCCGACCGACGAGGAGAGGUGCUGCUCGCUGCUUCAUCCCGCUAGAUGGAUCCGAGCUCUCCCUCUCUCACUUGCUAACUGAGGACUCGGGUCUUUGCUGAAAGUCUGAUUUGGUUUUGGAAGAGUUGGGGAUUUUGUCCCCCCUCCCUCCUCGACUUUUACUGAUGUCAGUUGAUUUGGAGGAGUGUCAACUGUGAAGGUGAGGAGGACUACUUUUUAAGACUCGACUUCACGAUGGCGACAGGAGUAUCAGCGUGGCUCCCUUUUGCCAGGGCAGCAGCCAUUGGCUGGAUGCCUGUUGCCAACUGCCCCAUGCCUGUUGCACCAAUGGACAACAGUAAGAGACAGGAUGAGCUGAUAAUCCUCAAUGUCAGCGGCCAUCGCUUUCAGACCUGGAGAACCACUCUGGACCGCUAUCCUGACACCCUGCUGGGCAGCUCCGAAAAAGACUUCUUUUACAAUGAGGAAAUCAAAGAGUACUUCUUUGACCGGGACCCUGACGCCUUCAGAAGCAUCCUCAACUUCUACCGGACGGGGAAGCUCCACUACCCCCGCCAACAGUGCAUCACAGCCUACGAUGAGGAGUUGAUCUUUUUCGGCAUCAUCCCCGAGAUCAUCGGCGACUGCUGCUACGAAGAGUACAAGGACAGGAAGCGGGAGAAUUUAGAGCGGCUUCAGGACGAUCAGGAGGAGAACAAGGACAUGAAGCUGCCCAACAUGACCUUCAGGGAGACCAUGUGGCGUGCCUUUGAGAACCCCCACACCUCCACCAUGGCCCUGGUCUUCUACUAUGUCACGGGUUUCUUCAUCGCCAUCUCGGUCCUCACUAAUGUGGUGGAGACGGUGCCCUGCGGUUCCACCGCCAACCAGAAAGACAUGCCGUGUGGCGAACGCUACACAGUGGCGUUCUUCUGCAUGGACACCGCCUGCGUCAUGAUCUUCACAGUGGAGUACCUGUUGCGCCUGUUCGCCGCACCCAGCCGCUACCGCUUCAUGCGCUCGGUGAUGAGCAUCAUCGACGUGGUGGCCAUCUUGCCGUACUACAUCGGCCUGGUGAUGAGCAACAACGAGGACGUGAGCGGCGCCUUCGUGACGCUGCGCGUGUUUCGAGUGUUUCGCAUCUUCAAGUUCUCCCGCCACUCGCAGGGCCUGCGGAUCCUGGGUUAUACGCUCAAGAGUUGCGCUUCGGAGCUGGGCUUCCUCCUCUUCUCGCUCACCAUGGCCAUCAUCAUCUUCGCCACCGUCAUGUUCUACGCAGAGAAGGGCUCCAGCUCCAGCAAGUUCACCAGCAUCCCGGCCUCCUUCUGGUACACUAUAGUCACCAUGACGACGCUGGGGUACGGAGACAUGGUGCCAAAGACGAUCGCCGGGAAGAUCUUCGGCUCCAUCUGCUCCUUGAGUGGCGUGCUGGUGAUCGCUCUGCCAGUCCCAGUUAUCGUGUCUAACUUCAGUCGCAUCUACCACCAGAACCAGAGAGCCGACAAACGCCGCGCUCAGAAGGUAAAAAAAGCCAGACUGGCCAGGAUAAGAAUAUCCAAGUCCGGCAGCGUCAACGCCUUCCUCCACAGCAAACGCAACGGACUACUCAACGAACUGCUGGAGCUGACGACAUCAACCAACUGUCUACUUUUUAAAGAUACAGAAGAGGAUGAGCAGAAGCUGACUAAGUCCACCUCUCUGUUAGAGAGCCAACACCACCACCUACUGAACUGUCUGGAGAAAACCACUGCUCAUGCGUUUGUGGAUGAGCAGAUGUACGAGCAGAACUGUUUAGAGACAGCCCUACAGACCUACCCGUCACGUAGCCCCUCUAUAUCCAGCCACGACAGCUCUGCGGGUACCUGCUGUUGCCGCAGGGUAAAGAGAAACACUCCUCUGCCCUCCAGCCAUCCCAUCCCAACAUACCAGGGCCCCCUGCAGGAGCUCAGUGCCAUCCACAUACAGUUUGGUGAUCCACCAUCACACACCGCCAGUCGUUCAAACCUCAACCGCAAAACCGAUGAAAGCGGCAGGCUCAACAGCAAAGGCAGCCGGAUCACCACGGCGAUCAUCAGCCUCCCGUGCCCCCCCGCUUUGACACCGGCCGGCGAUAGCCUACGCAGGGCCCCGCAGAGGAGGCCGCCCCUAGCCUCGGGUCACCCUGCACCUCCAAGCAUCCAGACCACAACAAGCUCAGCUGGCACCAACAUCAUCAAAGUCUCUGCUCUGUGACUCACUGGCUGACGGAUGUAAGAUAAGGAGGAGGAGCAGGCGAAACAGGUUACACUACCUUCAUGGACGCACCAUGUCCCGUCUCACAGGGUCAUCAGGAGGAGCACUGUAUUCCAGAGAAGACAGACGACAUGGAGCCGUUACUGAGGUAGAAGAUUGUAGAUAUGUGAACCGAGAACCACACACUUGUCAUGUUGUGUAUGUACUGUUGAUACGGACAGAGUCGCUGCAUUUCUAAUAGUUUCUAACAGCACUACAGAAGUUUUUACAGCAAGUAUUGUGGAAAAAAAUUGGAAGACAUUGCACAAUUAGCAUAUCCGUACAUCAGCACAUACUGUACGACGUACCACCAAUUCACACUUAAUUUAAAGUGAAUUCACGGUGAAAUAGUGAAACGGAUAUUUUGUUGACUUCAAAUGUGUUUGAAGGAAGAUUAAGAAAAGUGUUGACUGUGUUUACUUGAAUUUGAUUGGACUCGUUUGUGUUACGUGUUGUUUGUCUUUAGAAUUUUGAAGGAAAAAAAACGAUUUACAGCAGCAUAUGAAAAGUCCGGUACCUACGAUGCUGCUAACAUCAUAUCGCUGAAAUGUGAGGUUUUUUUUGUUCAAAUUUGUAUCUAGUCAUGGUGUCAAAGACUCAAACCAAACUGUGCUUUUUAGUUGCUUGAUGUUUAAAUUUCAGACUGGAGAUGGACUUCAGUGAGUGAGUGAGGCUGACCUGACACUGACUUCAUGACUUAUAGGUUUCCAUACUGAGGUGAGACAAAGCAGUGGUUUUCAAUUUAAUAGUAAAAACCCUCCAGCUGACCUCACAAUUACUUACAAGUGAAGGUUUUAUAUUUUUAUUAAAGAAUAAGGCCAGCUUUAUUCUUUUUGUUAUUGUUAAUAAAUCACAUGAAAACCUCACAGAAGUGUGUUAGCCUGUCUUUCAAAAUGUUCUGACCUCCUCACCCUCUCUGUGGCUCUUAGACCCAAACCUAUAUGUUUCUACUGAUGACACAAAUUUUAAAAAAGGCAUUACAAAAAAAACAUUUUUUUU